This is a messenger RNA of Aspergillus oryzae RIB40, 897 nucleotides long. Its product is annotated as SDR family NAD(P)-dependent oxidoreductase. Gene Ontology annotation, molecular function: oxidoreductase activity, acting on the CH-OH group of donors, NAD or NADP as acceptor. Lineage: Eukaryota; Fungi; Ascomycota; Eurotiomycetes; Eurotiales; Aspergillaceae. The record is from RefSeq and is a predicted model, not a curated record. The transcript is spliced from 2 exons. Bases 1 to 897 code for a protein of 298 amino acids.
AUGACCAAAAUCGCAAUCCCAACAACACCUCCCUCGCGCUCACUACAAGGCAAAACCGCCAUCGUCACGGGUGCCGGCUGUCUUGGCGAUGGAAUCGGAAACGGGCGCGCGAUCGCUAUCCUCCUCGCGAGUGAUGGGUGUAAUGUUCUCUGCGUGGAUCGCAAUCUGGAGUGGGCGGAGAGGACAGUUAAUAUGAUCAAGGCUCAGGCCGAAGAUGCACUGGUGGAAGGGAAGUCUGUCUACGGCAACGCAACAGCCAUGCAAGCAGACGUAACAAACCCUGGCGACUGUGAAUCCAUCGUGUCCACCGCCCUAACCACAUUCAACCGCCUCGAUAUCCUGGUCAACAACGUUGGUAUCUCCGGUGCAGCAGGAACCGCCGUUGACGUCGACAUGGAAGAGUGGGCGAAGAGUCUGGAGGUGAAUGUGUCGAGCAUGGUGUUUGUGUCGAAGUAUGCGAUCCCGGCCAUGAUGCAGAAUGAGCGGGACGAGUACAGUGGCAUGCGUGGGAGUAUUGUUAACAUGGGUUCUGUCGCUGGACUUCGGGGAGGGACACCGCAUCUGCUGUAUCCCACGAGCAAGGGGGCAGUCGUGCAGCUGACACGCGCGAUGGCGGCGCAUCAUGCACCUGAUGGGAUUCGGGUCAAUUGUGUUUGUCCGGGGAUGCUUUUCACACCCAUGAUGUACGGCGGAGGCAUGUCGGAGGAAGCACGGGAGGCCCGACGAAAGCGUAGUCUCCUACAAACAGAGGGAAACGGCUGGGACUGUGCAACGGCCGUAGUCUUCCUGGCUGGUCCACACGCUCGGUGGAUGACGGGAGUCAUACUUCCUGUCGACGCUGGAACAACUGCAGCGGUGGGAAUCGGGAUGCCGAAGAGUGCGAGUGUCAAUGGAUAG